UAAUAACAAUAAUAAUAAUAAUAAAAAAAGGCACGCGUUCCCGCUGUAAAAAAAAAAAAAAAUGAUGAUUCCCCCCAAACAAGUCACACACACACACACACUGUAAUGCAUGACGCACAUCUUUUUUUUGAUUGUAGACAUGUGACCUAUUUAUCUUUCCUACCAUGUCUGAAGAAUACAUCAUUUCCGAGUUAAAAAGACGUCAAUUAUGUACGUCAAUACAAUCGAUCCAAUCUCUAUCAGGCGGUUGUAUUAGUACCGCCCAACGUUAUUCUACAGACACAGGGGAUUUCUUUGUAAAGACAAAUUCAGAUGCUAAAGCGGAACAAUGGUUUCUAGCAGAAUCAUUGGCUUUAGAACGUAUGCAUGAAGCUGUACCAGGAUUCGUACCACGUCCUCUUUUCUUUUACAGUCAGAGGGAUCAUCCCGCUUUUAUUGUGACAGAAUUCAUGAGGUUGUCUACGGCAGAAAAGAGACUUCCGGACAUGCAACGCCAAUUAGGAACAUCACUAGCCCAUUUACAUUCCCAUCAAGCACCUCAAUACGGGUUUCCUGUCACUUCUUUUUGUGGUACUACCCAACUCAACAAUACACCCAACUCAAACUGGUGUGAUUUCUUUCGUCAUCAGCGUUUACAACCUUUGUUGGAUGCGGUGGCAGGUCAGAACCCAGAUCUAGACAGGUUAGGUCAGUCGGUCGUCCGUCAUUUGGAUCAUCUCUUGGCAGAUAUCCACCAGAAACCCUCUUUACUUCAUGGUGAUUUAUGGAACGGCAAUUGGGCUGUCAGAGACCAUCAGCCAGUGAUCUUUGAUCCUGCAUCCUAUUAUGGACAUCAUGAGGCGGAGUUUGGAAUAAUGAAGAUGUUUGGUGGCUUUACUUCAGACUGUUUCGAUGCUUAUUAUGAUGUGGCGGGGUGUGAUGAGCCAGAGGAGGAACGUUUGAGGUUGUAUGAAAUGUAUCAUCAUUUAAAUCAUUUUUUCAUGUUUGGUGAAGGGUAUGACACAAGCUGUGUAAGUCUGAUGGAGUCCCUUCUCUAAUAAUAAAUUUAUUAUGUACGACCCUUUUGUUGAGAAGCACAAAGUGUGGGUACUUGGACGAUAGUACUCAUGUAAUGCAAAUGCGUUUUAAAAAAAGAGUAUAUGUGUGUGUGUGUGUGUGUGUGUGUGAGAGAGAGAGAGAGAGAGAAAGAAAUGUAUACAUAAAUAUAUAUAUAUAUGAGAGAAAGAUGUGCAUGCAAGUGAUGAUCUUUUUUUUUUUUUUUU
Molecule: messenger RNA, 1262 nt
Organism: Mucor mucedo
Lineage: Eukaryota; Fungi; Mucoromycota; Mucoromycetes; Mucorales; Mucoraceae
Product: Fructosamine/Ketosamine-3-kinase
Exons: 2
Coding region: 165-1037 (290 amino acids)
Source: RefSeq, a predicted model, not a curated record